CGUACCCCUCACUACGUGUAAGCUGCCUGGGAGCAGGGGUCUUGACCACUCUGUAUACCUAGCCCCUGGAACUAUAACUGACACACGGUGGGUAUCAGUUAUUGUUCUAGGUGCUGGAGAUACCUGGACCAAUGACUGAUUCAUUAGUCGAAUGACUGAGGAUGACAGCCCCUGCUACCUUCAAGGAUCUCACAGUGAGAUGGGAGGAAACAGAGAAGUAAACAGACAAUAUGUGUGAUAAGUACUGUGGUAAAGCAAGCACAGAGGAGAGGUGGAAUACCUAACUUGGGUUUGGAGAAGGACCUAGAAGUUUACCCCAGGGAAAUAAAAAUCUAAGCUGAGACUUGAGGAAUCAGUAGGAAUUAGCAAAGUGAGUUGGGGAGGAAAUGCUCCAGGUGAUAGGAACAACUUAUACAGAAAUGCUGAGAUAUUAGAGAGCUUGAUGUUCUGUGAGAACUGAAAGUAGAAUGAGUCAGUGCUGCUUCCUCCACUGCCUCUAGAUGAGGGACCUGCUGGGCGCUGCAUGCUUGUGUCUGAUAGGCACUGCUUCCCUUCUCUCUGAUGCCUCCUUUCCACCUGCUCAGUUUUGUUUGGUGUUUUUCUUCUUCCAGUUGAAGGAAAAAUUAGCAUUCUUGAAAAGGGAAUACAGCAAGACACUGGCCCGCCUUCAGCGUGCCCAGAGAGCUGAGAAGUUUAAGAAUUCCAUUAAGAGAACAAUAGAAGGACAAGAUUCCUCGCUCCAGCAGGAAGUUUCAACGCAGCUAACCCACACAGAACCUAAAAAUAAAGUAUCUCCUUGUGACACGUUACAAAUCAACACCCACGUCGAUAAAGAAACUGGAGAAAAGACACCUAUCACACUUGACCUUGAGCCUGAGUCCUUUAGCCCUGGAGUCCCAGCAGAAGAAUCACGCAUACAAAGAUCAGAUGAUAUCCAAGAACAUUUUCCCUACAGCAUCAGUGGUCCUGAUGGUAAGAAAAGGCAGAGUAAGCUGUUAGGGAGAAGAAAGAAACAGGAGAGAACAUUUAUUUCACAGGAGAGAGAGUCUUUCUUUGACAUUGAUUCGCUCAUACUCUCUGGAAAAAGACUAAAGGAACAGGAAGAAAUCAAUAGAGAAAAUCCUAAAACAUCUGUAACUGAGAUAAGAACUUACCCUUCAAGUCCUAAGUCUGACAUUCCCGAUUCUCCAGCACCAGUUACAGGAACUAAUGUAGGGAGUGUAUUAAUUCUGCCAAACGCCAAACCGCAAAGAGAUGUUGAUGCACUCUUAAGAGGAAAUAAUUUCCCCAGGGUGACGACUUUUCCUUUGCAUGCUCCAUCAGUCAGCAGUAGUGGUCAGCACCUCGAGCAUAAGCCUCCUAAAAGUAACUGUAAACUUACUACUCACAGUUUAAAAAACAUUAGCCCUGCUUUGCCUGUAAACUUAGAGACACAAGACAAAAAAAUGACUGUCUUUACAGAUAACCCAGAGGUAAACGAAAGUAUAAGUGCAAGUGGCCAGCCGCCUAGAACUCCUAACUUGGAGGCAGAUAAUUCAUGUUCUAUAAAUGAACUCACCUAUGAUAACUUAGUGGCAAAUGAAAACCAAAACUUAAAAGAACAAAAUCACACAGAGAUGUCUUUUAAAUCUCCCAAUAAUGCUCUUGGUGGUAGAAAUGAAAGUCUUCUGGAAAAAGAAGUUCUAAGUCAGUCUAAGAGUCUUAGCCUAGAAGUAAUUUCUCCUGUUUCUACAGAAAAUCAAACACAUUCUUGCACAGUGCUUGAAGGCCUUCUAUUUCCUGCAGAAUAUUAUGUUAGAACAACACGACGAAUGUCAAAUUGCCAGAGGAAAGUAGCACUGGAGGCUGUAAUACAAAGUCAUUUGGGUGUCAGGAAGAAGGGGUUUAAAAAUAAAAAUAAGGAAUCUGCUAAAAAGUUAAAUGUUUCCAAUGAAGAAACUAACCAAAGUGAAAUUAAGAUGUCGGACACGUACGCAGAACAACCAAGUUCAAAAAGUCCUCAGAAACUUCUCUCGUUAACUGAAGUCAACUCUCCCGCUGGCCCCACUAAAGAUGACUUUUCUAGGAAGGCGGUUACCCAGCCAUCUGGUAGAAAACGCAAAGGAAGAAGAAAGUCAGUCUGCACCCCUCUGUUGGAUCACCAUGAACUACUUUUGCCAACUUCUGGCACAUCAAGUGUUAAUAGGUCCAAGGAAGAAGUUGCCUUGCACAAAGAUCAGAAUGAAAAAGCAAUUAUUCAUGAGAAGGAAGGUCACUGUCAAAAAGAGGACUCCCCUUCUUACAGUAAUUACGUAUAUUUAUCUUUGGAUGAUGAUGCUUUCAGUUCUCCAGUUCAUAAGAGUGAAAUGCUAAAUUUAAAGCGUCUGUCGCCUUUUCUCAAAAUCACAGACUUUCAGUUACCUGAUGAAGACUUUGGGCCUCUUAAGCUUGAAAAACUGAAGUCUUGCUCAGAAAAGCUGAUGGAGCCUCUUGGAUCAAAAAUAUGUGGAGAGGGACAUCCUAAAGGGGGAAAUUGCGUUGCUGUGGAGGAACUGACCCCUAAACAAAUCACUAUAGAAAAGAAGGAUGGGAAAGAGGAGCUGAUCAUCCUGCCAGGAAAGGCACAUCCUAAAAUGCCAAGCCAAAAAAGCCAGCCUCAGGAGAAGGGCCUUUCUUCAUCCAUUUUACUUUUCACUCCUGUAAAUAGUGUUGCAUCUGGUGAUAAUGACAGACCGACAGCAGACCUGUGUUCACCCGCUUUCCCCGUCUUAGGCUCUACUCCAGCUUUUGGCUCCCAAGCCCAUGGAGAAGAGGUGUCUGCAGAGGUUGUUGGACAAGCUUGCUCUACACCCCAGCUUUCUCGCUUAAAAGCCACCGUCAGCCUUGCUAGUGACCAUAAACAAUUUUGGAGCAGCCCACCAAAAUUAGAUAGCAGCCUGCAUGUGUCAGGAAGGGAAGGACAGCCUUCCCGUGACUGUGACUCUGGUCCCCAAGCAACACCUCUACCCAUCGAGUCAUCAACCUACAAAGAAAAUCAGCUCCGUGGAAACACGUGCCAGGAAUCACGGAAACAUUCCACUGAACAGACUGAAAUAGCAGACGUUCUGGCUUGUGAUAGCUUAAACCCAGGCACCCUACAAUUGGUUUCAAAGUUAAAGAAUCCUUCAGGUUCCUGUUCUGUGGAUGUGAGUGCCAUGUUGUGGGAAAUAGCUGGUUUCAAAGAGCAGUGUAUCAUAACUGCUUGUGAAUAUGUAGUCUCUCUUUGGAAACCUCUGGAUACUUGGCAGUGGGAAAAAAUUUAUUCCUGGCACUUUGCAGAGGUCCCAGUAUUACAGAUAGUUCUAGUGCCUGAUGUUUGUAAUCUUGUGUGUGUGGCUUUGGGAAAUUUGGAAAUCAGAGAAAUCAGGGCACUACUUUGUUCUCCUGAUGGUAAAAGUGAAAAGCAAGUGCUCCUGAGUUCUGGAAAUAUAAAAGCUGUGCUUGGCCUGACAAAGAGGAGGCUAGUCAGUAGCAGUGGGACCCUUUGUGAUCAACAAGUAGAAAUCAUGACGUUUGCAGAAGAUGGAGGAAGCAAAGAAAAACAGUUUUUGAUGCACCCUGAAGAGACUAUACUAACUUUUGCUGAGGUUCAAGGGAUGCAGGAAGCUCUGCUUGGUACCACUAUAAUGAACAACAUUGUUAUUUGGAAUUUAAAAACUGGUCAACUCCUGAAAAAGAUGCACAUUGGUGAUUCCUACCAAGCUUCAGUCUGUCACCAAGCUUAUUCUGAAAUGGGGCUCCUGUUUGUUGUUCUGAGUCACCCCUGUGCCAAAGAGAGCAAGUUGUUGGGAAGCCCUGUGUUUCAGCUGAUUGUGAUUAACCCAAAGACGACCCUGAGUGUGGGUGUGAUGCUCUACUGCCUCCCUCAAGGGCAGGCUGGAAGGUUCCUGGAAGGUGACGUGAAAGAUCAUUUUGCAGCAGCAGUAUUAACUUCUGGAACCAUUGCCAUUUGGGACUUACUCCUAGGUCAUUGCACUGCUCUCCUUCCACCUAUCUCUGACCAGAACUGGUCUUUUGUUAAAUGGUCAGGUGCAGAUUCUCAUUUGCUGGCUGGACAAAAAGAUGGAAAUAUAUUUGUAUACCGCUACUACUAAGUUAGGGUAAGGUUGAAACACCGUGUUCUGGAUAUUUUUGGCCUCUUGUACUUUUUGGAGUUGUUACUAUAAAGGAGACUAUUUGAAAGUCAUUUAAAAUAUUUACCUGUAUUUGUUCAGACAGACUUUUUACUCCGUUGGUAGGGGCCCUACUAAUCUUGAAUGUUCAUUUAUUCUUACUUGGGAGAAACGGAUUUUAAGUUGAUUUUUGUAAUUCCUCACAUUUGCACAUUUGCUUUUAAAGGUGUAUCUACAUAAAGCUUCAAAUGUUAAUAAAUAUUUAUUUUGAUA
Messenger RNA from Kogia breviceps (pygmy sperm whale), 4403 nucleotides. It is a transcript of the gene PALB2, whose product is annotated as partner and localizer of BRCA2. Gene Ontology annotation, cellular component: nucleoplasm. Gene Ontology annotation, biological process: double-strand break repair via homologous recombination. The record is from RefSeq and is a predicted model, not a curated record. NCBI's taxonomy places the organism in Eukaryota, Metazoa, Chordata, Mammalia, Artiodactyla, Physeteridae. Gene Ontology annotation, molecular function: DNA binding; protein binding.